Messenger RNA from Ichthyophthirius multifiliis, 515 nucleotides. RefSeq names its product vacuolar ATP synthase proteolipid, putative. Gene Ontology annotation, biological process: proton transmembrane transport. The record is from RefSeq and is a predicted model, not a curated record. Lineage: Eukaryota; Ciliophora; Oligohymenophorea; Hymenostomatida. The transcript is spliced from 5 exons. Gene Ontology annotation, molecular function: proton-transporting ATPase activity, rotational mechanism. Gene Ontology annotation, cellular component: proton-transporting V-type ATPase, V0 domain.
AAAAAAAACAAUAAUUAAAAAUGGCUCCUGUCGCUGACGAUUAAGAAAAUGGUAUUAAUUAUUUCUUCGGUUUUAUUGGUGUCGCAAGUGCCUUAGUUUUUGCAAACUUAGGAGCUGCAUACGGAACUGCAAAAUCUGGAGUUGGUAUUUCAUCUAUGGGAGUAUUAAAACCUGAAUUAAUUAUGAAAUCUAUUAUUCCUGUAGUUAUGGCAGGUAUUUUAGGUAUUUAUGGUAUGAUUGUUGCAGUUAUUCUUGUUUAGAAAAUUGGUAAAACUGGAUACGAUAGUCACAGUUGUUAUUCUCACCUUGCUGCUGGUUUAUGUUGUGGUUUAUCUUCUUUAGCUGCAGGAUUAGCUAUUGGAAUAGUUGGAGAUGCUGGUGUUAGAGCUAAUGCUUAAUAAGAUAAAAUUUUCGUUGGGAUGAUUUUGAUUCUCAUUUUUGCUGAAGCCUUGGGAUUGUAUGGACUUAUUAUUGCUUUAAUUUUAUCAUAAUGAUUUGAAGGAAAAAUAAAAAAA